AUGGCGACGCCCGCCGCCGCCGCGCCGGCCCCACCGAACCCUAACCCCGUCCCCGACGACCCGCCGCUGCAGCACCAGCAGGAGGACGAGGAAGAGGCGCCGGAGCCGGAGACGGUGCCGACGUCCCUUACCACUUCAAUCGACCCCACCCCCUCUGGCGGCGAGGAGAGCGAGAGCGAUGACUCCUCGUCCGUCUCGUCGGCUCCCUCCUCCGCUCCCGCCCCCGCCCCCGCCCCCGUGGCCGCGGCCGCGGCGCCCUCCCCCGCUGCGAAGGACCUUCUCCACAUCUCCUUCAACCAGGACUACGGCUGCUUCGCGGCGGGCACCAAGUCGGGCUUCCGCAUCUACAACUGCGACCCCUUCCGCGAGAUCUUCCGCCGGGACCUCGCCGCCGUGGGCGACGGCGCUACCGGCGCCGGGGGAGGGGGUAUCGGCGUCGUCGAGAUGCUGUUCCGCUGCAACAUACUCGCGCUCGUCGGCGGCGGCGAUAACCCGCACUACCCGCCCAACAAGGUCAUGAUCUGGGACGACCACCAGAGCCGCUGCAUCGGGGAGCUCUCCUUCCGCUCCCCCGUCCGGGGCGUCCGCCUCCGGCGCGACCGCAUCAUAGUGGUCCUCGAGUACAAAAUCUUCGUCUACAACUUUGCGGACCUUAAGCUCGUGCACCAGAUCGAGACGGCGCCCAACCCCAAGGGCCUCUGCGCCGUGUCGCAGCAGCCUGGGUCUAUAGUGCUUGUUUGCCCCGGUGCCCAGAAGGGGCAGAUUAGGGUGGAACACUAUGGGGCGAGGAAGACCAAGUUUAUCAAUGCACACACUUCCCGUGUCGCGUGCUUCGCGCUGUCGCAGGAUGGGAGGCUCAUUGCAACUGCUAGCACCAAGGGAACGCUUGUUAGAAUCUACAAUGCAGCUGAAGGCAAUCUCCUGCAGGAAGUAAGGAGAGGUGCUGAUAGAGCAGAAAUAUAUAGCUUGGCUUUCUCGAAUAAUUUGCAGUAUUUGGCUGUCUCCAGCGAUAAAGGAACAAUACAUGUGUUCAAUUUAAAGAUAAAUGUGGGAUCGACUGCAAAUGAUAAGCCUAUGCCUGCUCCAGAUCCUGAAGUUCCCCAUAUAAGCCCCCCUCUUUCGUUCAUUAAAGGUGUGUUGCCGAAAUAUUUCCACUCUGAGUGGUCAGUAGCUCAAUUCAGGCUCCAUGAGGGUGAGCAGUAUAUUGUUGCAUUUGGACAUGAGAAGAAUACUGUGGCAGUUGUUGGUAUGGAUGGAAGCUUCUACAGAUGCCAAUUUGACCCAGUUAACGGAGGAGAAAUGCUGCAGCUGGAGUGCUACAAUUUCCUAAAACCAACGGAUCAACCGUAG
Miscanthus lutarioriparius is the source of this 1350-nucleotide messenger RNA. NCBI's taxonomy places the organism in Eukaryota, Viridiplantae, Streptophyta, Magnoliopsida, Poales, Poaceae. The record is from the annotation of a GenBank genome assembly.